This is a messenger RNA of Lactuca saligna, 2229 nucleotides long. NCBI's taxonomy places the organism in Eukaryota, Viridiplantae, Streptophyta, Magnoliopsida, Asterales, Asteraceae. The record is from the annotation of a GenBank genome assembly.
AUGCAGUCGAGGUCGUAUACGAAUCUUUUGGAGUUAGCUUCAGGGAAUUUCCCUGUAAUGGGGCGAGAAAAGGAGAGAAGAAAGCUGACGAGAGUAAUGACUGUUCCUGGAAGUAUAACCGAGCUUGAAGACGACCAAGCUAGCAGUGUUGCAUCUGAUAAUCCUUCUUCGCUUUCAAUGGACAGAAUGAUUAUUGUGGCGAAUCAGUUACCUCUAAAGGCUAAAAGAAGACCUGAUAAUAAAGGUUGGAGUUUCACUUGGGACGAUGAUUCAUUGCUUUUCAGACUCAAGGAUGGUUUCCCCGAUGAUAUGGAGGUUUUAUAUGUCGGUUCCUUGAAUGUUGAUGUUGAUCCUAUAGAACAAGAUGAUGUUGCUCAAGUUUUACUGGAUCGAUUCGGAUGUGUCCCAACUUUCCUUCCUCCAAACCUAAUCGAGAAGUUUUAUGAUGGUUUUUGCAAGAAACAGUUAUGGCCACUCUUCCAUUACAUGUUACCAUUUUCAGCUGAUCAUGGUGGGAGAUUCGAUCGAUCCAAUUGGGAAGCAUAUGUUGCAGCAAACAAAUUAUUCUCCCAGAAAGUUAUCGAAGUGAUCAACCCCGAAGAUGAUUUCGUUUGGAUUCAUGAUUACCACUUAAUGGUAUUACCCACUUUUUUAAGAAGACGUUUCAAUCGUUUAAGAAUGGGAUUCUUUCUCCAUAGUCCAUUCCCCUCUUCUGAAAUCUACCGAACACUUCCUGUUCGUGAAGAAAUCUUGAAAGCUCUCCUCAAUUCCGACCUAAUUGGAUUCCAUACUUUCGAUUACGCCCGUCAUUUCCUUUCCUGUUGCAGUAGAAUGUUCGGAUUGGAGUAUCAAUCCAAACGAGGCUACAUCGGAUUGGAUUACUACGGGAGAACAGUUGGAAUCAAGAUCAUGCCAGUUGGAAUCCACAUGGGACAGAUCGAAUCAGUGAUGAAACUAGCAGACAAAGAAUGGAGAGUCAGUGAACUCAAACAACAAUUCCAAGGGAAAACCGUUCUUCUUGGAGUCGAUGAUUUGGAUGUCUUUAAAGGCAUAAACUUGAAGCUUUUAGCCAUGGAACAAAUGCUCAAGCUUCAUCCAUCAUGGCAAGGUCGAGCUGUUCUUGUCCAAAUCGCAAACCCUUCAAGGGGUAAAUCCGGAAUAGAUUUCGACGAAAUCCAACUCGAGAUACAAGAAAGUUGCAAACGUAUCAACGACCAAUUCGUUCGAGAUGGGAUGAAUUUGACUCCAUAUGAAUACAUCGUGUGUAGACAAGGCGUUUCCGGGUCGGAUCCGGAUCCGGAUUCAGGCGGGUUGAAAAAGAGUAUGUUGGUGGUAUCAGAGUUUAUCGGGUGUUCACCUUCUUUGAGUGGGGCCAUUAGGGUCAACCCAUGGAAUGUUGAGUCAACUUCCGAGGCUAUGAACGAGGCUAUAUCGAUGAGUGAUUCGGAGAAACAAUUGAGACAUGAAAAGCACUAUCGAUACGUGAGUACGCAUGAUGUGGGGUAUUGGUCUAGAAGCUUCUUGCAAGAUAUGGAAAGAACAUGUGCAGAUCAUUUUAGGAAAAGAUGUUGGGGGAUUGGAUUAGGGUUUGGUUUUAGGGUUGUGUCUUUGGAUCCUAAUUUUAGGAAGCUUUCGAUUGAUGAUAUUGUCACAGCUUACAUAAAGUCUAAAAAGAGGGCGAUUCUUUUGGAUUAUGAUGGAACUGUUAUGCCUCAAAAUUCGAUUAUCAAGACACCAAGUAGACAAGUUAUCUCAAUUCUUGAGAGACUUUCUGGAGAUGCGAAUAAUACGGUUUUUAUUGUUAGUGGAAGAGGUAGAGAAAGCUUGAGCAAGGCUCUUGCUCCUUGUAAGAAGCUUGGAAUUGCAGCUGAACAUGGCUACUUUAUGAGGAGGUCUCAAGAUGUAGAAUGGGAAACAUGUGGACAGAGUACGGAUUUUGGAUGGAUGCAAAUGGCUGAACCUGUGAUGAAACUAUAUACAGAAUCAACAGAUGGAUCUUCCAUUGAAACAAAAGAAAGUGCUUUAGUUUGGCAAUAUAGAGAUGCAGAUCCAGGGUUUGGAUUUGCUCAAGCAAAAGAGAUGCUUGAUCAUCUUGAAAGUGUAUUGGCAAAUGAACCUGUUGCUGUUAAAAGUGGUCAAUAUAUUGUUGAAGUCAAACCCCAGGAAGCAAGUAAAGAAGCCACUGACACUCCUGUCACAUCAGAAGAUGAUGAGAGUGAAAGUGAAUAA